Molecule: messenger RNA, 870 nt
Organism: Daucus carota subsp. sativus
Lineage: Eukaryota; Viridiplantae; Streptophyta; Magnoliopsida; Apiales; Apiaceae
Exons: 5
Coding region: 97-588 (163 amino acids)
Cellular component (GO): nucleus
Molecular function (GO): RNA binding
Source: RefSeq, a predicted model, not a curated record
UUUCGAGGGUAUUUACGUUCAAAUUGAUCAUAUGGAGAAGACAAAAAUGAAGAAAUAAAUUAAGUGAAAAGGUGUUUAUUGUUUUAAAGAACAAACAUGACGACUGAAACUGUUAAUGUAACAACUGUUACUGCCAAUGGUAAUGCUAAUGUUAAUACUGCGACGACGAUGACAACGACGACAACGACGAGUUUAGGGAAAAACACAGAAACACAGAAGAAAAACAGGAUACAGGUCUCCAACACCAAGAAGCCUCUUUUCUUUUAUGUCAAUCUUGCUAAGAAAUACAUACAACAAUACGAAGAGGUUGAACUUUCGGCUUUGGGCAUGGCUAUAACUACUGUUGUUACAAUUGCUGAGAUCCUCAAGAACAAUGGUCUAGCCAUUGAGAAAAAGGUUGUCACAUCCACAGUUGCAAUGAAAGAUGAGACCAGGAACAAACAAGUUCAGAAAGCCAAGAUUGAGAUUGUGCUGGGAAAGACAGAUAAGUUUGACAGUCUGAUGACGAACAACACAGCUUCCGCGGCUGCAGCUGCUACGGAUCAGCCAACAGCUGCAGGGACACAGAAGGAUCAAAAGAAUCAGUAGAAGCCUUCAAGGCUGCUUCUUGUAGACUUGUAGUAUAAUGUGUUUAUAACUUUUCGUACCUGAAGUUUCGUUAGGUGCAGGCGUAGUUAGUUCUUUCUGGUUCAAGCUCGAAACUGCUGCUGCCAUGCAUAUGUGAAGACAACAAGAUGUUCUUGAUGGACAAGUGGUUGCUAGCUCAUAUCAAUGUAUAUACAAGUCGUGAAGUUAUAGUUUUUAAGAUUAGUGUAUGCCUGUGUGAUGAUUACUAUUCAAAUAAUAUUCAAGAAGUUUAUGGUUCGAACA